GAUUAUCGAUUUCUCUCCCGAAGGAACCCCCAGUUUUAACUAUUUUCCCGACUUUGUUCGUAACUUGAUGGGAAAAACUUUGAGAAUAUCGUUUAGCGCCAUUAAAGCGAGACUUGAAGUGAACCCGCCCUACGUGGGAGUAAAUAAUGCUCAUCGUGGCAUGUUGAAGGCUCUGUUUCAUGAGUUUUUAAUGAUCAAACUCAAUUUUACUUAUAACAUGUUCCUCUCAACGGGAACAGAUGGCGGAUACGGAGGAGGAAGCGGGUUGCAACUCCCGAAUGGAACGUGGAUAGGAACUGUAGGGGACGUUAUUUCUGGCAAAGCUGACGUUGGAAUCCUAGCAGUAAAUACUGUUGACCGGAAUCGUGAAGUAUCCUUCACCAACUCCAACUUUGACCGUGUCUAUUUACACUUUGUGACGGCACGUGGGGCCCGAAUCUUCUCCCCUGCGACGCUUCUCUGGUCGUUUGAUUUCGUCAUGUGGACCUGCAUUGGGGCCUCCACUCUGCUAGCGUUUACUGUCUUCAAACUAAUUUCGAAAUCUAUGGAGGUGCUUGGAAUUGAUAACACUGAGACGAGGGGGGUUACCAGGAAGGAGAAUUGGGGGAUCCGCCACCAGCUAUUUUUCGUGAUGAGCAGUUACCUUCAUCAGGCUUGUGUCCUCCCGACGUACACGCCACUUCGGUGUUUUGCCGCCAAGUGGCUGUUUUUUGUCCUGGUUGUCACAACGGUGUACAGGUCGAAGAUGGUCAGUCUGCUGGCCUUCCCAGUCAUGGAGAAAAUUCCGACUACCAUUGCCGAGUUAGUGGACUCUGACUACACCAUAGGAUUCAUUAAGCAUGGCGAUGCAGCGAUGAGCAUGCUUGCCGCCUCGACCGAUCCGGCAUACAUGAAACUGGUGAAGGUGAUGGAGAUAAUUACCGGGAACGGAUUGGAAUGCCUGGAGCGGGUCAUGGAGAGGAAGUACGCCUGCUUUGCGUACACCAUGGCGACAAAUUAUCUUCAGUAUGGGAAUCUUUCAGAUUCGGACAUUCGGAAAUUGGUGUAUGCACCGGAGAAGAUAUUUGUGGUUUUCAUCGGUCUUGCCUUCGAAUCUGGUUCGAUUUACAAGGACGCAUUUGACGCCUGUCUCUCCUGGGCGAGACCAUUCCAUCUCGGCGACUUAUUCGAGGCACACGACAUGCAGGUCACCGUCCGUCUUGCAAAACGGGCUUGGUGGAUGGCAACGAACCAAACGGAUAAGUUGGAACAUUCCGACCCUGAUGAGAGCGACGACCUGACCUUGAAACAUAUUGCGGGCGCGUUUUACGGCCUGGGUGCAUGUCUCGUCUUUUGUUGCGUGGUCUUCGUCCAGGAAUUGGUUGCUGUUACAAUAGUGUACAAUGGUGUACUAGGAUAAUGCAUUACGUA
Messenger RNA from Folsomia candida, 1410 nucleotides. Its product is annotated as glutamate receptor ionotropic, delta-2-like. Gene Ontology annotation, molecular function: ligand-gated monoatomic ion channel activity. The transcript has 5 exons. Bases 68 to 1399 code for a protein of 443 amino acids. The record is from RefSeq and is a predicted model, not a curated record. Gene Ontology annotation, cellular component: membrane. NCBI's taxonomy places the organism in Eukaryota, Metazoa, Arthropoda, Collembola, Entomobryomorpha, Isotomidae.